AAUUGCUGCUCAUUUCUCUUCCUCAACCCUUCUGAAAACCCUAGCCGUUCCUCUCUCUUUUCUCCCAUCUCCUCUUAGCCAUGGCCUUCGUGAAAUCUCUGAAAUCCAGGGCCUACUUCAAGCGCUUCCAGGUUAAGUACAAGAGAAGAAGACAGGGAAAGACCGAUUACCGAGCCAGAAUCCGCCUCAUCAACCAAGACAAGAACAAAUACAACACACCCAAGUACCGGUUCGUCGUCCGAUUCACCAACAAGGACAUCGUCGCCCAGAUCAUCUCCGCCAGCAUCGUCGGCGAUCUGGUUCUCGCCUCCGCCUACGCCCACGAGCUUCCUCGCUAUGGGCUCAAGGUGGGCCUCACCAACUACGCCGCGGCCUACUGCACCGGGCUUCUCUUGGCUCGCCGAGUCCUGCACAAGCUCGAAAUGGCCGACGAGUAUGAGGGCAACGUCGAGGCCACCGGCGAGGACUAUUCUGUGGAGCCAUCGGAGAGCCGGAGGCCAUUUAGGGCUCUGCUCGAUGUGGGUUUGAUCAGAACCACAACUGGGAACCGUGUGUUUGGUGCUUUGAAGGGAGCUCUGGAUGGUGGGCUUGAUGUGCCUCACAGCGAGAAGAGGUUUGCUGGGUUUUCGAAGGACAACAAGCAGCUUGAUUCUGAUGUCCACAGGAAGUACAUCUAUGGCGGGCAUGUUGCUGCUUACAUGGGGAUUUUGAGCGAGGAUGAGCCUGAGAAAUUUCAGACCCAUUUCAGUGGGUACAUCAAGAAGGGCGUUGAGGCUGAAGGGAUUGAGGAGAUGUACAAAAAGGUUCAUGCCGCCAUUCGUGCCGAUCCAACCGUGAAGCUGACUGAGAAGAAGGAGGUGAAGGAGCACAGGAGAUUCAAUCUGAAGAAGCUUACUUAUGAUGAGAGGAAGGAGAAGUUGAUUGAGAGGUUGAAUGCUUUCAACUCAGCUGCUGGGGAUGAUGAAGAUGAUGAGUGAGUGUGGAUGGUGCCCAGUGGGGGUUUGGGGCUUGAGAUUUAGUUGUUUGUUUUUGUUAUGUAGACAGCUUUUCAAUUCUUUACUCUUAAGAUGCAUUUUGAUUUCUGUUUUUAUGUUUCCAAGUCCUUUUUUGGUGCUUUUGCUGUUUGAGACAAUCCUAGCUAGAAAUAUGCAAUUGGAAGUUUUGAAUAGUGUUGUUGUUAUUCAAGCCCCUAAACCCAAGUUUUAUUUCAAGUGUUGAACUUUGAUUUCCAUGAA
Messenger RNA from Prunus avium (sweet cherry), 1235 nucleotides. Its product is annotated as large ribosomal subunit protein uL18y. Gene Ontology annotation, cellular component: ribosome; cytosolic large ribosomal subunit. Gene Ontology annotation, molecular function: structural constituent of ribosome; 5S rRNA binding. Lineage: Eukaryota; Viridiplantae; Streptophyta; Magnoliopsida; Rosales; Rosaceae. The record is from RefSeq and is a predicted model, not a curated record. Gene Ontology annotation, biological process: translation; ribosomal large subunit assembly.